Molecule: messenger RNA, 837 nt
Organism: Penicillium pulvis
Lineage: Eukaryota; Fungi; Ascomycota; Eurotiomycetes; Eurotiales; Aspergillaceae
Exons: 1
Coding region: 1-837 (278 amino acids)
Source: RefSeq, a predicted model, not a curated record
AUGAAUGCAAUGGAAUCAGACCUCCAAAACGAAACAAUCGAAAAAGAAAUCGACAAAAUCCAAACCGCAAUCCAAAAUCUCGACAUCAAAAUCCUCCGCGAAACCCAUAAACUCGACCGCUACAAGGUCCGCAAAAACAAACGCAUCAACAAGUUCCAAACGAGAAUAGCCCUGAAGCAUACCCAGAUCUCUGCUCUAGCAGAAAAACAACUUCUUUCAAAUCCAACUUCACCUUUCUCGACCUCAACCUUAGCCUCAGCCUCAGCCUCAGCCUCUACUUCCCUCACAGCCAACGCAAAAGACAAAGGAAAAAGCAAAGCCAAACCCAAACACGAAGUCGAAGAAGAAGACGAAUACACAUCCCUCCUCAUAUCCCCAAACUGGGACACCCGCGAUCCCAAAAAACUAGUGACAUGGCAACUAGAACGCCACAUAAACUGGGCAACCCCAAACCCACCCUGGAAUAGCCGUGCAUCCCUCCACAGAAUCCUAGAUCUACGCACCGCGGCCGAACUACAAGAUGGUCACCCACCUGGUCAAGGAAACACAAUGCUCGAACGCAAAUACUGUCGUGUGGAUCCGGGUGAAGAUGUUUGGGGUAAGCCCGCUGCGGCUUUACUUGUUCAUGUGAUGCGUGCUUAUAAGGAUCCUAAUGGAUGGAUGUUGAGGGAGUUGCCGAGGAUGUUGCUUGUUAAGAUGGAGGGGUGGUUCUUUGGGUUGAGUGAGAGGGAGAGGGAGGAGUUGCCGGGGGAUGCGAAUGAUUGGGAAGGUUUACCGGAGGAUGUUGCUAUUGCGUGGAAUCAGGCUCUUGGGGUUGGGAAUUUUAUUUGGGAGUAG